Lathyrus sativus (Indian pea) is the source of this 1461-nucleotide messenger RNA. Lineage: Eukaryota; Viridiplantae; Streptophyta; Magnoliopsida; Fabales; Fabaceae. The record is from the annotation of a GenBank genome assembly.
AUGUACAUUGAUAUAAAUGUUAUCAUAUUCUUUUAUUCCUCUUUCAUCCUAUUCCCUUUUAUCACCAAACACACUCUCAUGGAGGUUUCAUGGGAACAAAGUGUCACCUAUUCUAUCAACACAAUUUACCUUCUGUUCUCUGCUUACUUAGUUUUUGUAAUGCAGCUAGGAUUUGCCAUGAUAUGUGCAGGAUCUGUCCGGGCCAAAAAUGCUAUGAACAUAAUGCUUACCAAUGUAGUUGAUGCAGUGGUAGGCAGCAUCUCUUUCUAUCUUUUUGGUUUUGCAUUUGCUUAUGGCAAUUCCAACCCUUUCAUUGGAACCAAUUUGUUUGCUUUAGCUAAUAUUCCAAAUGAAAAUUAUGACUAUGGAUUCUUUCUUUACCAAUGGGCUUUUGCUAUAGCUGUGGCAGGUAUAACUAGUGGGUCCAUUGCUGAGAGAACACAAUUCAGUGCUUAUCUUGUUUUUUCAUUUUUUCUUACUGGCUUUGUGUAUCCAAUUGUGGCACAUUGGGUUUGGUCAUCUAGUGGUUGGCUUAGUCCAAAUUCAAGUCAUUUGUUCUUGGGCUCAGGGGCUAUUGACUUUGCUGGGAGUGGAGUGGUGCAUUUGGUUGGUGGCAUUGCGGGACUUUGGGGGUCUAUUAUAGAAGGUCCGCGGGUCGGGCGGUUUGAUGCUUAUGGAAAGGCUGUACCUUUCCGCGGACACAAUGCCGCGCUUGUGGUUCUCGGGACGUUCUUGUUAUGGUUCGGUUGGUUCGGGUUUAAUCCUGGCUCAUUCGACAAAAUUCUCGCGGCCUACCCUAACACAUCUGAUGAAGGCAAUUGGACAUCGGUAGGCCGGACGGCCGUGACAACUACAUUGGCAGGCUCGACCGCGGGGAUCGUCACAUUGUUCAGCCGUCGAUUAUUAAUUGGCCAUUGGGAUGCAAUGGAUGUAUGCAACGGUUUGAUUGGCGGGUUCGUCGCCAUCACAUCCGGGUGCUCGGUUGUCGAGCCAUGGGCCGCUAUUAUAUGCGGAUUCGUCUCGGCUUGGGUAUUAAUCGGCCUAAACAUCUUGGCACUAAAACUAAACUAUGAUGAUCCAUUAGAGGCAGCUCAAUUACAUGGUGGAUGUGGCAUUUGGGGAUUAUUGUUUACAGGGCUAUUUGCCAAAGAGGGGUUUGUGGUUCAAACAUAUAAUGCUGGGGUGGCAGUGAAAAGACCCUAUGGUCUUCUACUUGGAGGUGGAUGGGGAUUGAUUGGAGCUCAAGUGGUUGAGAUUUUGGUUAUCUUUGGAUUUGUUAGCAUAACAAUGGGGCCUAUGUUCUAUGCCUUGCACAAACUCAAGUUACUAAGAAUUCCUGUGGCUGAUGAACUUGCUGGUCUUGAUAUAUCCAGCCAUGGAGGCUAUGCUUAUGCUCAUCAUGAGGAAAAUCAUGCUCAAUCAUAUGGAGAUUAUAUGCGUAUGCAAGAUAAUCAAUCGUAG